CACCAGCAGUGCCAUUCCAGUACAGUAGAGGGCAGUGUGCGCCUUUCAUCAUACAGUAACCAACUCGUAAACACACACUACAGAAACUACAGGACUCGAAUUAACACAUUUCUCAUCUGAUUGUGCUACACAAUACAGGUACGCUGGAAUAUUCGGAGAGCGACUCGGACAUGUCAUAUGUCUUCAUCAAUGACUCGUCGCAGACCAAUGUACCAUUACUGCAGGCUUGCAUCGAUGGGGACUUGAGUUUCGCCAAGCGUCUGCUGGAGACCGGUUGCGACCCCAACAUCCGUGAUCACCGGGGCCGCACGGGUCUUCAUCUGGCCGCGGCGAGGGGUAAUGUAGACGUCUGCCGCUUCCUGCACAAGUUUGGCUCCGAUCUGCUCGCCACUGACUACCAGGGCAACACUGCGCUGCACCUGUGUGGUCACGUGGACACUAUUCAGUUUCUGGUGUCCAAUGGACUGAAAAUUGAUAUUUGUAACCACAAUGGAUCGACCCCACUGGUUCUGGCUAAGAGGAGAGGGGUAAAUAAAGAUGCCAUACGGCUCCUGGAAGGGUUGGAGGAACAGGAGGUGAAGGGCUUUAACAGAGGAGCCCACUCCAAACUAGAGGCCAUGCAAAUGGCUGAGAGCGAGAGUGCGAUGGAGAGCCAUUCAUUGCUGAAUCCAAACCUGCAGAACAGCGAGGGUGUGCUGUCCAGCUUUCGCUCCACCUGGCAGGAGUUUGUGGAGGACCUGGGUUUCUGGAGGGUCCUGCUUCUGCUGGUGGUCAUCGCUCUUCUCUCUCUGGGCAUUGCUUACUAUGUCAGCGGGGUACUGCCCUUUUCUGCUGGCCAGCUUGAGUUGGUCCAUUGAGGGCCUGCUAUAGGGGCGGAGACCCUGUACUGAUGGUUUCUUAUACAGUACUACAAGAUUAGGUCUAAUCUGGAGAUUAGAAAUGAUCUUGUCAAGUAUUUAUGGCGACAAAAAUGUUAUGGACGUUUCUCAGAUGUUCACCAAAUGAUGUAAACGUGUUAAUUUCUCACACAUCUUUCCUUGUUCACUAAACAUGUAUAAGUGGCAUUAGAUGACUGUUACACUUUACAAAUAAUAGAGCAUCAUGAUGUUUUGUUUGCAUAUUAAGUUAAUUUAGUAGAAUUAUGUACAUACAUACUACAUAUAUAUGCUUGCAAUGUACUGCUGGUAACAAACUAAUGAACUUUAUUUACCUACAUUGUAUAUUUAUAUAUAAGUUUAUUGUACGAUUUUGUUUUAUCCUGUAUAUGUAAGUUCUUUUUGUUUGUAUAAAUAAAUGUCAUUCUUUCCACAAAUAAAUGUCAUGAUUUUCCACAUGAUUAAAUGUCAA
Misgurnus anguillicaudatus (oriental weatherfish) is the source of this 1347-nucleotide messenger RNA. RefSeq names its product ankyrin repeat domain 46b (gene ankrd46b). The record is from RefSeq and is a predicted model, not a curated record. NCBI's taxonomy places the organism in Eukaryota, Metazoa, Chordata, Actinopteri, Cypriniformes, Cobitidae. Gene Ontology annotation, molecular function: protein binding.